This is a messenger RNA of Penicillium nucicola, 936 nucleotides long. Its product is annotated as mitochondrial 37S ribosomal protein uS9m. The coding region runs from base 1 to 936 and encodes 311 amino acids. Gene Ontology annotation, biological process: translation. The record is from RefSeq and is a predicted model, not a curated record. The transcript is spliced from 2 exons. Gene Ontology annotation, molecular function: RNA binding; structural constituent of ribosome. Gene Ontology annotation, cellular component: mitochondrial small ribosomal subunit; ribosome. NCBI's taxonomy places the organism in Eukaryota, Fungi, Ascomycota, Eurotiomycetes, Eurotiales, Aspergillaceae.
AUGGCGUGGCACAAACCGAACAUCGCACAAGCGAUGCAAUCCCUCCGCCUAACAGCCCUCCCCAAACCAACCUCCCGCCUCUCCACCCUCCAAACCCACACCCGCAACCACCGCAGCUACGCAACUGAAGCCGAAGCCCAAGCCGAAGCAACCAACACACCCGCGCCGGCCGCCCGAGAAAUCGACUUCGAGUCCUUCGUACAAAAGCCCGCGCGGAUCAUCCCCGCCUCAUCGGCCUACUUCUCCGGCAGCCCCCGCUUCAUCGACCACGUCCUGAAGCUGGAAGCCCUGCAAGCGAAAUACGCCCCCCUGCCCACACUAGUAGCCGGCGAAGCACCCCGCAUGGCCUGGUUCAAGCUCGCCCAGUUCCGCGACUACGUGGGCGAGCCGGUCCCCAUGAAGAAAUACAAAUCCCUCGUCAAGAUCCUGCAGCGCCUCAACCGCAUCCAGCCCGAGCUGGUCCCCGCUGAGGUCCGCGACGCGCUGGAGUCUUUCCUCCGUCCGGGAAACCCGUACGCGGUGAAGCAUGAGCCGGCUACGCUUGAUGAGAAUGGGCGUGCGCGUGGCAAGGGCAAGAGGAAGGAGUCUUCGGCUGUUGUGCAGCUUGUUGAGGGUGAGGGCGAGGUGCUGAUUAAUGGAAAGAGUCUGGUUGAGGCAUUCAAGCGUGUUCAUGACCGUGAGAGUGCGCUUUGGGCUUUGAGGUGUACGCAGCGUUUGGAUAAGUAUAAUGUUUGGGCUACUGUUCGCGGUGGUGGUGUUACUGGUCAGGCUGAGGCUGUGACGCUGGCUAUUGGACGGGCUUUGAUGGUUCAUGAGCCUGGUUUGAAGAGUGUUUUGAGGAAGGCUGGUGCUAUUACUGUUGAUGCUCGUCGCGUCGAGAGGAAGAAGCCUGGUCAUGUCAAGGCCCGUAAGAUGCCUACCUGGGUUAAGCGUUAA